GCCGGAACCCCGAAGAACUCGGAUCUCCGAAAGCAUAUGAUCGGCCGCCGUCGUUAUGUGUGUGACUGCCAGUGAAGGGCCUACUUCCAGUCUGCUAAUGCAAUGACCCUCGAAACAAUGCCAAUAUAAGCGAAGCAGCCAUUGAUCUUCUACAAUUCGUGCUGAUACCCAACACUUCCCGGUCCCUGAUUUCGCAGAUGCACGUACGUCGAAACACACCCCACCCGCCUCUCCGCAAAACCUCAAGUCCUAACUCCAGCAGACCAUCGCCUACAGACCAUUCGAGUCACCACUUCACGCUAUCACACACGCGUCCAGGCUCAACUUUCGAUUCACGUUGAGAUGCACACCGACACCGACCCCGACGCAGGAUUCACCGUCCACGUCGACUCGCUCCAAUGGCUCCCACUCGCCCCCCGCGUCUUCAUCAAGGUCGUGAAACUCGUCCCCGAGACGGGCGAGUACACGAUCAUGGUCCGCGCCGAGCCGGGCGGUCUCCUCCCGCGCCACCGUCACGUAGACAGCGCCGAGAUCUACGUCCUCAAGGGCAGCGGCGCGCAUCCGCAGACGGGGUCCUUUGUCGCCGGCGACUAUGUGUCUGAGAGUAGAGGCGCGGUGCACGACCCGCUCCCGUUCGACUGCGAGACCGAGCUGCUGAUGGUCAGCCGCGGGCCCUCGGUGUUUCUGGGGGACAACGGGGAGGAUUUGUAUGUCAUGGAUGUGGAGAUGCUGCAGGGAAUGGUGGCGGCGGCGAUGGAGAACGCUUAGGGUGGUGUUGUGGGAUCGUGGACUAGAUUAUGUUGAGUGCUGGGAGGUCUUGUGGUGGUUCCGUUAUUCGGUGGAAAGCGAGGGUGCGGGAGGAUUGUGAUCGCGGAGAGAUCAUUCUUAGCAUUGAUACGGUGUCAAGUAUACCUAAUGCAACACUGUUGAGUGUACGAAGAGUUCUUUCACAGACGGUACACCGGCUUCGCAUUGUAAUCAGGCAAGCUGUGCUUUGUCAGCACA
This is a messenger RNA of Aspergillus japonicus CBS 114.51, 1005 nucleotides long. RefSeq lists its product as uncharacterized. The transcript has a single exon. Bases 343 to 768 code for a protein of 141 amino acids. NCBI's taxonomy places the organism in Eukaryota, Fungi, Ascomycota, Eurotiomycetes, Eurotiales, Aspergillaceae. The record is from RefSeq and is a predicted model, not a curated record.